This is a messenger RNA of Peronospora belbahrii, 804 nucleotides long. Lineage: Eukaryota; Oomycota; Peronosporomycetes; Peronosporales; Peronosporaceae. The record is from the annotation of a GenBank genome assembly.
AUGAAUAGACCCACGAUUACAGAGAUUUUUGCUGAACGUAAAGCCAACAAUACAGCGGCUUUUAUUGCUUUUGUCCCAUGUGGCUUUAAGACCAAGGAUGAUACAGUAGAUAUUAUGCUGGGACUGCAGCGUGGAGGUGCUAAUAUCAUUGAGGUUGGCAUCCCGUACUCGGAUCCACAGGCUGAUGGUCCGACCAUUCAGCGUGCUCACCAGGUGGGGGUGGACCAGGGCAUUACGUUGGACGAUGUUCUGGCCACUGUGAGGAAGGCACGCAGCAUGGGCCUUACUACUCCAGUGGUACUCAUGGGGUAUUACAACAAUAUUCUGCAAUACGGCGAGGACAGGAUAUGCAUUGAUGCCAAGAAAGCUGGUGUGGACGGAUUCAUUGUUGUGGACCUGCCGCCUGAGGAAGCCAAAUCGCUUAGUGAUGAUGCUGCGAAUCACGGUCUUGCCUACAUUCCUCUUGUGUCGCCUACAACGACAGAAAAGCGUAUGAAGCUUAUCGCCUCAGUCGCACAUGGCUUUGUGUACUGUGUGAGUCUUACUGGCGUCACUGGUGCUCGUAGUGAGCUACCACAAAACCUUAACACGUUCAUGUCCAAAAUCCGUGCAAAUGUGAAGCAUCCGUUAGCGCUGGGUUUUGGUCUGUCUACCCACGAACACUUUGUGCAAGCCAGUGCAAUUGCGGAUGGUGUUGUAAUUGGCUCGAAGAUUGUUGAGGUUAUUGAGAAGUCUGUUGACGCGGCUUCUCGUGCUGCCGACGUCGAAGCGUUCGCUAAGAGCAUUGUGAAUUCCGUAGACUAG